AUGCAUUUGCAAAAGCGUACAGUAAAUUGUAAUACUUUUAAUGAUUCCGAUAAAAAAACAUCGACGUCAAAAGAACAAAAACCUCAUAAAUAUUGGCUUCAAUUUAUGAACGAAAGAGCCAUAGAUCGAGCUUAUAUACCAACAACUCAUGAACAUGCAGCAAAUUGUUUAACACAUGGUUGUCUAAUUAUCCCAUCGUUCAUUGCUGCUCGACAGUUAAUAUAUCAUGCGAAGACACCAGCACAACAUUGGAGUAGUCUUAUCUAUGGAAAUGCACUUAUUUUUCUUUUUUCAUCGUCGACUAUUUUUCAUUGUUCGUGUUUUCAUCCAACAUACAGAGAUUCAACGUUGAAACAUUUCUUACAUCGAGUUGAUCGAGCGAUUAUUUACAUUUUUAUUUGUGCUAGCUAUACACCAUGGCUUCUGCUUCGUCCAACUCCCAUAAUAUCAACGAUUUUUAGCGUAGUACUUGUUUGGACAAUGGGUAUGCUCGGUAUUACAUAUCAGAUUUUAUAUCAUGAAAAGUAUAAAUGGCUUGAAAUAUGUUUUUAUGUUAUUGUUGGUGUUUUGCCUGCUGUUGUUAUUAUUGACAUGACAGAUCAUACCGGUAUCUUUGAAUUGGCUAUUGGUGGUUUAGUUUUUCUAUGUGGCAUUUUUUUCUUCAAAUGUGAUGGUAUCAUACCAUUUGCACAUGCUAUUUGGCAUUGCUUUGUAUUUUUUGGUGCUGCUAUUCAUUACUAUGCAAUUUAUACUUAUCUUCUCGUACCACCAUUGUCUCAGGAUCAAAUUUAUUCUAGGAUGUAA
Rotaria socialis is the source of this 804-nucleotide messenger RNA. NCBI's taxonomy places the organism in Eukaryota, Metazoa, Rotifera, Eurotatoria, Philodinida, Philodinidae. The record is from the annotation of a GenBank genome assembly.